AUGGGUAGUUUUGGUUCAGUCUACAAAGGAAUUCUUGAUCAUGGUGAAAAAGUUGUUGCAGUGAAGGUACUAAACCUUCAAUUUCGUGGAGCUUCCAAGAGUUUCGUUGCUGAGUGUGAGGCCUUGAGGCGCAUCAGACAUCGAAAUCUUGUCAAGGUUUUCACAGCAUGUUCAAGUGUUGACUAUAAUGGGAAGACACAUGUGAAAUUGUCCUACCAAAGUCUACUCAAGGCAACUGAUGGGUUCUCUCCAGCAAACAUGAUAGGCAUGGGUAGUUUUGGUUCAGUCUACAAAGGAAUUCUUGAUCACGGUGAAAAAAUUGUUGCAGUGAAGGUACUAAACCUUCAAUUCCGUGGAGCUUUCAAGAGUUUUGUUGCUGAGUGUGAGGCCUUGAGGCGCAUCAGACAUCGAAAUCUUGUCAAGGUUUUCACAGCAUGUUCAAGUGUUGACUAUAAUGGUAAUGAUUUCAAAGCUCUAGUUUACGAGUUCAUGGUCAAUGGUAGCCUAGAGGAUUGGUUACAUACAAAUGAAAAUGAAGAUGAGGUGCAUGUCGAAUCAAGAAAUUUAAACCUCCUACAAAGGUUAAAUAUUGCCAUUGAUGUUGCUUCUGCACUUGAUUAUCUUCACCAUCAUUGCUCGGAACCAAUAGUUCACUGUGAUUUGAAGCCAAGCAAUGUUCUUCUGAAUGAUGAAAUGAUUGGACAUGUAGGCGAUUUUGGGUUAGCUAGAUUCCUUCCAAAAGACACCGAUAAUUCUUCUACAACUCAAUCAAGUUCCAUUGGCUUAAGAGGGUCUGUUGGUUAUGCUGCUCCAGGAAAAUGUAUCUCUUAG
Messenger RNA from Camellia sinensis, 831 nucleotides. NCBI's taxonomy places the organism in Eukaryota, Viridiplantae, Streptophyta, Magnoliopsida, Ericales, Theaceae. The record is from RefSeq and is a predicted model, not a curated record.